This is a messenger RNA of Mercenaria mercenaria, 3355 nucleotides long. RefSeq lists its product as uncharacterized. The record is from RefSeq and is a predicted model, not a curated record. NCBI's taxonomy places the organism in Eukaryota, Metazoa, Mollusca, Bivalvia, Venerida, Veneridae. Gene Ontology annotation, cellular component: plasma membrane. Gene Ontology annotation, molecular function: protein binding. The transcript has 9 exons. The coding region runs from base 38 to 2191 and encodes 717 amino acids.
UACGUGUGUCAUACAUUUUCAAUAUGGACGACAACUGAUGGAUCCGAUUCACGGAAUAUUUUGGAGUUUAACCCUUCUUAUUGCUGUGGAAUUUCAACUACUUACAAAUUGUUGUUCAACUGAAAUAAAAGAGCAUUACAGAGAGAGCUUAUGUAGAACCUUUGUCUGCAAGUACAACAUUCGUCUACCAUGUUCCUAUAGAUGUAAUGGUCACAAAGAUUGUCCGACUGGCGAAGAUGAAAAGGAUUGCCCAGAUACUCAAGGAGGCCUGUAUUUGAACAUCACACCAAAAGCUGUGGUGGUGAAGCAAGGCGAAACUAUACAAGUCAACUGCUCAACAAAGUAUACAACGGCACCAAUUAUAGAUCUAAAGUGGCAAGCUUUUGGUAAUGAUGUACAAGAUGAUAUGUUUAAGCAAGUUCGGUUGGAGGUAUAUGUGGUAACAUUGCUAAUACGCAAGGCCCAGCCAGAAAACUCGGGAACAUACAGGUGUAAGGUACAUACCGCAGACGGUCAAUUUACCAGUAAACUGUUACAGAUAUGGGUGAACAAAACAGCAAGCCUUCAGUUAGAUGUUGGUCCUAACAGAGUGAUCACCAGUCCACUGAAUGUGUAUAAAGGGGAGACAGUUCAAGUUAACUGUACUGCCAGGGAUCUGCUAGUUUCAGUUACUGAUCUGAAGUGGGAAAUUGAGUCUGGUUUUACAAUUGGUGCACAGCAAAAUGUCAGACAGUUACAUCAUGAUAAAAACACGGUUUCUCUGCAUAUAGCGAAUGCACAGCCACAGAAUUCUGGCACUUACAUAUGUAAAUUGUUUGCUUCCUUCGGUGAAGUUACAAAUGUGCAGUUGAAGAUACAAAUAAAAGAUCCUGUUAGUAAGGCUGUGGCAAAUACUGAGAAAUUCUGCAGAUUUGUUUGCAGUUACAAUAUACUUAUAGCUUGUCACUAUAAAUGUGAUGGUCAGAUUCAGUGUCCAUUUGGAGAGGAUGAAAAAGACUGUCCAGAGAUGAUAUGCGAGGGUAAAUUCCGGUGUAAUAAUAGUCGGUGUAUAGACUAUGCAUAUGUUUGUGAUACAGUAAAUCAUUGCAAUGACUGGUCAGAUGAGAACAGGUGCAUGAUGGUAACGACAGAGCUUCCUCCUGUCGACAGUACAGAGGAGGAAGAUAACCAGAUGAUAUGGUUAAAGACUACUGUCUACACAGUUAUUGCGUGUACUGUUGGAAUUGUCUUUCUCAUUUCUGUCAUCGUCAUAGCGAUAUUUAGAAUCAAGAUGAAACGUGCAGCUGUCCGUCGUGCUUUGAGGCAAGCAGAAAGACGGAGGCGUCAUAGCAACAGGUGUGAGUCUCAAAACAAUUCAAGAACUCAGAGAAAUGAACCUGUAGAAAAUGAACCGUUCAUUUCCGCCCCAUCCCCCACCCAUUUUGGAAAUAUUAUUGUAAAUGUGAAUAACGGUGUGCAGUAUGUGCCAAAUGUAGAGUUUCCUGUUGGAAUACAAGCUCCGCCUACAUACUCGGAAGUAAUGGCGGAGAGCGGUGGAGUUGGUCGCCACUCACCUCCGCCAGAAUACAGUACAAUAGAUAGGAAUCCGAAUAGAGUUUCUCAGAUUCCAGAUUCUGAGGUACACAUACAGUUGUUAAGUGAAUCAAGAUCUGUUGAAAAUAGUGAGUCUCAUAUAAGAAGUGAGGCAAGUGAAAAUGAUCAUUACAACAUUGAGACAUCAGGUGUGCGGCACAGUGAAAGUGUUAAUGAUUAUAAUAUUGUGACAGAUAGUACUGAAAAUGCAAUAACCACAUCAUGUUCAGCUCAUAGUAAUGGUACCAACUCGCUUGGUAGACGAGAGACUGGAAGACAGAGCGCAAGACAGUCUCGAAAUGUUAGAUCUGUAGGCUCACCUCGUCGGCCUAAACAGCUGAAAGUUCGUGAUGGCCAAAUAGUUCUAGAUGACGAUUCUUCGAACUCAUCGUCCCCGGAAACUGUAAAUAGAAAUACUCAAACUAAUCCUGCUGAUAUAACUACACCCAAUCAGAAUGUUGCAAAACCGGCGCAAAUCCAAGUGCAGGCGGGACAAAUAAUACUAGCCAAUCAGGAGUCAGAAUCAUCAGUAAAUGCUGGAGAAGCGGAUGGUGCAGUAGCUCAAGGUCAAUUAGAUGUUAAAGACGGACAUAUUGUUUUUAAACCUUCAGGAUCAUGAAUUUUUCCCGUAAUAUUUAUUGUAGGGAUUUUGUCUUUAUAAUAAGAAAUAAAAUGUAGUUUCUGUAAGGGUGUUAAUGAAAAAAAAAAUGGAGAAAGACUGUAUUAUGAAACUAGGUUUAAAAGAGUUGCAUUUAGGUUAGUUGAGGGAGGACAAAUUGUAGAUAACUAACAUGCUGUUGAUUUUAUUCACAGAUAAAAUGGGGUUUUGUUUCCAAGAGAAGGAAGGUUGUGGAAUCUAAGAUGCAUUUAUAGUGCCUAUUUCGAAAAGAGGGACUGGAUCGUUGAAAUUUUGUAUUCACUUACUUUAAAUAGUUAAAUUUAUGAAUCAGUGAGCAAGGUUGGGUAUUUAAGGUUUAAUGUUUAGAAAGCACACUACUAGGCCUAGGGAGAAAAUACACCAAUCAUAACUAGGUAUUGAAUUCAUUAGCAAUAGCUGUAGACCCGGCUUAUAGUGUUAUGAAAAGGAGUUUUGCGUAUGAAAUAACCUUAUAAUUGUAUGUAUAGCCCAUGCCUUUUGUAUUUAUCGUUCUAGACAAGAGUUACUGAACCCAUUAUCCAUGGGAAAUGUUGUCCACAUGGUAAAUUUGGAAACCAUUUCUAGACAUUUUUGCCUUUAAAAAAAAGGCAGUUUAUUUGUUCAAAUGUACACUAUCAGAUGUUUCAAAUUUAAGUUGUGUAUAUUUAUUAAUAUGUUAGGGAUGAUAAAAAUAAAGGUUAUUCACUGGAAUACAGGUCCAAUAAAUGACAUUUGAGCAACUUGCUUCAGGGCCUAAGGUGAUGAAUCGAGAUUAAGGAGACCAGUCUCAGAUUGGAGUCAUGCCAUUGGUCUGUUUUCAGUUGAGUCCGGAAACAACCAAUUAGAUGCUAGAAUUUUGAGAGUGGUCUCCUAAUACUCUGUUAGUCACUCAUCGUCAGCUUAUGUCAUGUAUAAACAAGCCUAGAGUAUAAUGACUAAAGGCCUAUCAGUUUAUCAUCUAAGUGUAUUAUUUAUAUGACAAUCUUGCCAGAUACAAGUUACAAAAUAGCUAUCAGGUAUAAAUUAUAUUUCACUAUUAAGGCUGUUGAAUUUAGGAAGUGUCGGAUACAUUGGUAUCAAGUAUUAUUAUAAUUUGACUGUAAAUGCAAUUAGAAACUACCUUAUACAGAUAAAAUAUAAAUUGAG